AUGGUCAGAGGCUCAGGCAAGUUUAAGACCAAGCGCGGUGGGGGGAGGAAUUUCAGUAAACACCUUGAAAUUGACGAGAACGGAACUGCUGUGUCGCUUGAUAAACGAUGGGCGAAGGAGGAAGACGACGACGACGAAGACAAGUUGGAGGAAGAAGACGAAGAGGAGGAAGAGGAAGAAGAGGAGGAAGAAGGGGGUGGCAGUGUCACACAGCCUGAGCUAAGUCGUGCUGAGCGGAAGGCGCUCAAGAAGAAACAAGCGGACCAGAAACAAACAGCGGAGGGAGAGAGCGAUACAGAUGCAGAUCUAAUAAACCCCAACCACGUCGAGAAGAAGAUGAAUAUAUCUGAUCUUGCGGCACCUCGUGAGCUAACCCGUAAAGAAAGGGAGGCGAAGGAGAAACAAGAAGCCAAGGAUCGCUACUGGAAGCUACAUCUUGCUGGAAAGACCGAUGAAGCAAAGUCUGAUCUCGCUCGCCUUAAAAAGAUCAAGGAGGAGCGGGAGGCUGCUCAAGCCAAGAGAAAGGCUGAAGCCGAAGCAAAGGCCGCAGAGAUAGAGGCCAAGCGCAAAGCAGCCGAGAAGAAACGUACUUGA
Suillus bovinus is the source of this 594-nucleotide messenger RNA. RefSeq names its product casein kinase substrate phosphoprotein PP28-domain-containing protein. Gene Ontology annotation, molecular function: RNA binding. Gene Ontology annotation, cellular component: cytosol. The coding region runs from base 1 to 594 and encodes 197 amino acids. NCBI's taxonomy places the organism in Eukaryota, Fungi, Basidiomycota, Agaricomycetes, Boletales, Suillaceae. The transcript is spliced from 7 exons. The record is from RefSeq and is a predicted model, not a curated record.